Molecule: messenger RNA, 3331 nt
Organism: Piliocolobus tephrosceles (Ugandan red Colobus)
Lineage: Eukaryota; Metazoa; Chordata; Mammalia; Primates; Cercopithecidae
Gene: ZNF75D
Product: zinc finger protein 75D
Exons: 7
Biological process (GO): regulation of transcription by RNA polymerase II
Molecular function (GO): RNA polymerase II cis-regulatory region sequence-specific DNA binding; DNA-binding transcription factor activity, RNA polymerase II-specific
Source: RefSeq, a predicted model, not a curated record
ACCAAGUGAAGUCAAGGUUACUAUGAUUAUUCAUGACUGCUCUCAGAACCUAAUGCCAACAGUCUGCAAGAUUCAAAUGCUGGCAACCAUCACCUGGCUUCCUCUGGCUCAAGGCAGAAUAGGGUCCACAGACCUCGACCCUGGAAGAGUGAGUCGGGGUCAGGUGUUCAGGAGGUGGAGGGAUCGAAUGAGGGAACUGAUAUUCCAAGACUCCCCAAAUCUUGGAGCUUCACUCGCCAGGCAUCCUGCGCUUUCCUGACAUUCGCGCAGCAGCUGAGAGCUUUGCUACCCAGAGCAGGGAGGCGUGGCCACAGAGGCGCAGUCGAGCGGAGGAAGAGGAAAGUGGCCUCUGGGGAAGCCAGAGCUGACUGAAGUGCUCUUGGGAAGAACAAUUCAUUGAUUUGGUACCAAACCUGAUGCACCCUCAUUUGUCAAAGGUGGUACCAGGUGGGUGUCAGUGUCACACACAAGAGUAAAACUGUUCCUAGAGCAAAUGACGAUGAGAGAGCUGAAGGCGGAUUCAUGCUCAAACCCCCAGAUGGGGGCUAUGUGGGAGACUAGUGGGUCUGUGAAAGAGAACUCCAGUCAGAGUAAGAAAUACAGCGCAAAUAUAGAGAGUCUUGGUCCUGAGAGCGCUUGCAGGCACUUCUGGAGCUUCCGUUAUCAUGAAGCAACUGGACCGCUUGAGACUAUCAGCCAACUUCAGAAAUUAUGCCAUCAGUGGCUGAGGCCAGAGAUCCAUUCAAAAGAGCAGAUCUUGGAAAUGCUGGUGUUAGAGCAGUUCCUGAGCAUUCUGCCCAAGGAAACCCAGAACUGGGUGCAGAAGCAUCAUCCACAGAAUGUCAAACAGGCUCUGGUCCUGGUGGAAUUCUUGCAGAGGGAGCCUGAUGGAACAAAGAAUGAGGUCACAGCCCAUGAGCUGGGAAAGGAGGCAGUGCUCUUGGGAGGAACAGCAGUGGCCCCAGGCUUCAAGUGGAAGCCAGCAAAGCCCCAACCAAUGGGUGUGUUCCAGAAAGAAUAUUGGAAUACAUACCGGGUACUACAAGAACAGCUGGGCUGGAACACUCACAAAGAAACCCAGCCUGUAUAUGAAAGAGCUGUGCAUGAUCAACAGAUGUUAGCCCUUUCUGAGCAGAAAAGAACCAAAGACUGAAAGAUGACAUCUAAGCUCAUCCUGCCUGAGUCCCCGAGUUUGUUGACAUUUGAAGAUGUGGCUGUGUAUUUUUCUGAGGAAGAAUGGCAAUUAUUGGAUCCUCCUGAGAAGACUCUCUACAAUGAUGUAAUGCAGGAUAUCUAUGAGACUGUCAUCUCUCUAGAAAUACAAACAUCAGGAUGCAAAGUAUCAAAAAAGACCAGAAUGAAAAUUGCCCAGAAAACAAUGGGCAGGGAAAAUCCUGGUGAUACACACAGUGUUCAGAAAUGGCAUCGAGCUUUUCCAAAGAAGAAAAGAAAGAAACUUGCAACUUGUAAACAAGAGUUUCCAAAACUUAUGGAUCUUCAUGGGAAAGGCCCCACAGGGGAGAAACCUUUUAAAUGUCAGGAAUGUGGGAAAAGCUUCAGAGUUAGCUCUGAUCUUAUUAAACACCAGAGAAUUCACACUGGAGAGAAACCCUAUAAAUGUCAACAAUGUGACAAGAGGUUUAGAUGGAGUUCAGAUCUUAAUAAGCACUUCAUGACCCAUCAAGGAAUAAAACCAUAUAGAUGCUCAUGGUGUGGGAAAAGCUUUAGUCAUAACACAAAUCUACACACACACCAAAGAAUUCACACAGGAGAGAAGCCCUUUAAAUGUAAUGAAUGUGGAAAAAGAUUCAUUCAGAACUCCCACCUUAUUAAACACCAGAGAACUCACACAGGUGAGCAGCCUUAUACAUGUAGCAUAUGCAAGAGAAACUUUAGUAGGCGAUCAAGCCUUCUUAGACACCAGAAGCUCCACAGAAGAAGGGAAGCAUGUCUACUGUCUUCAGACUGAGGGAAGUUACCAUGUAGACCUUGACUUUAGAAAUGAUGAAAGAAUACAAAAUUAUGAGGCACCCAAUGAUAGGUAUCUGUCAUUAAUAGAACAUUUGGGAAGGGUACAUGUUACACACUUCACAAAAAGGAAUCUAAGCUGAUUGUCUUAUUCAGCAUUGCAUCUUCUGUGCCUAGCACAAGAGUGAUACUUAAGGAGUAUUUUAUAAAUAAAAACAAUGAAAAUGUAGUGAUGAAAUACCUUUAGCUAUCUAUCUAUAUGUAUAUAUCUGGUUAUUCAAAACUUCCACAGCCCCAGUCAUCUACAUUUUUCAAGUGUCAAGUGCUCAACAGACAUAUGAUGGUCAAAUCUCUUAGUCUCAUUCUUUAUUCUUUGUCAAGAGAAAUGGAAAGAGUACUUCGGCCCUCUUAAGGGAGCUCAGAGAGAAUUACUAAACUAGGGACAAUUUCAAUAGUUACCAUUCUAUCUACAUGAACAAUCAAGGCCAGGACUCAGGAAACUUUACUCUGUAACAGAAAGAGAGGAUUCAAUGUUUGCCCUGAGAGAAUUGUCCCAUUCUCGUUGCUUCUCUCCUGAGUACCCACUACCACAGUGUCUCUGUCAAGGAAUUACAAGUAGCAAGGAAAGGUCUGAAUGUAAGAACAGACCUAGGGACCUUGCAAGCACUUGAUAUCUCUCCUCUUGCUGACUGUUUCAACAUAGACAUACAAUGAAAUGAUGAGGGAGGCAGUCUCGGCCCUCAUCCAGGUAUCUGGUUUUUUUUUGUUUGUUUGUUUGUUUUGUAGAAAGCACAGGUAAGUGGUGAAUGGUCAUUUUCUGUCUUUCAUUAUUAUGUGGACUGUAUGGAGGCUUUCAAACUGGUGCCAUACUGCUGCAGGACCUAAAGGGAGCCCCAUCUUUAUGGCUUAUCAAGUACAACCCUAUAUGCCUGAAUACUCUGCAAGAAGGCCUGGAGAUUUUGCAAAACUGAUUUACUGAGAAUGGCAAGGAGAACCUUGUGAACCUUUAGCUUUGGUGCACAGCUGAUACCAGGAGGGAACAUCCUGAAGUGUCAGAGCAAAGUAAGACAUAUGGCUUAGAGUGAUGACCCCAGUCAGAACCAGGCCAGAUGGAAAUUGUUUUCUGAUGUUACUGGUCUUCUUUUCCCUAUUAGCCAAAGUGACUAUCUCUUAAGAAAAGAUAAUGUGACAUCAAGGGAAGUUGGAAGUCAUGGAUUUAUAUCUAUGUCAGAUCCUGGUUUAUAAUGUUGGCCAAGGCUUAUUUAUAUAUGUUUAUUUAGUAUUCCAUAAAAUUGUACUUUGUAAUGAAAAUGACAUGUUUUAUGUUAAAUUUAGACAAUAAAGAAAACUUUGUCACCAAAUC